Molecule: messenger RNA, 2544 nt
Organism: Anthostomella pinea
Lineage: Eukaryota; Fungi; Ascomycota; Sordariomycetes; Xylariales; Xylariaceae
Source: the annotation of a GenBank genome assembly
AUGAAUUCCAUCGGGAAGAUCCAGGCCUCUCUAGCUUCAGCGACGCAGGAAACUACAUUGGCCUUGGCCAAUGCCAACUUUGACUUCUCGUUGAUCAAGUUUGAAGCUCCAGCGGAGUAUAAAGAACUCGGUCUAGCUCUUGCGGAAAAGAAGCGGUCUGAGGCUGAGGCCGGAUCAGCUCAUGUCACGGCUCGACGCUUAGGAUCCCUUUUCCAUACCAUGCUCCCAGAAACACCCAAUCUCAUUAGAGCUUACGGUACACGAGCCUCCGAGAUCGCAAAGUCGCCAGCUGUGAACCCGCGCGGCACUGAGGAAUAUGGCCCAAUCCGUGACUAUGUCGGAGUGGAUGGCACGUCAAUCUGGGCUGCUGCCACGUCAGGGUCUGCCGCCAUCGCUGCCCACCUACUUGCAUGCCUUAUCGCAUGUUGCUGGAGAGCUGACGAGGCGACUGCCAUUUGGUUGGAAAUAGUGUCAGAGCGCAAGAGACGCUUGGAAGAGAAAACAUCGAGCGCAGAUUACUUCGACUUGACUGAGGCGAUAAGCUCCAAGCUCACACUUGAGAAAGACCAACUCGCCAACUGGGAUGCCAGUGCAAGAGCAUGGCUUGCAGCAGCAGAUGACGCCCCGGUAAUCCGUUCACGCCAGAAAUCGGUCAGGGGCCUGUUGAACCACCUGAAUGCUUCGGUAAACAGUCGUCAAGAUCUCUACACCAGCGUCACAGAAGCAUGGAAGCUUUCACUUGAAACUCUUGAGAAUGUCAUCACUGGGACAAGCUACAGUAUUCAGGAUGGGGCUGUCGUGGUGGCCCUCGUCGCGUGGCAUCUAUACCCCGAUCUCAUCAUCUUAGGCCCUCAGAUCCAAGAUAUCAAGCAAAACGACGUCUUGAUAGAAUCUGGAGGCGUCGUCACCAUUGGAUUAGCGACACCGAUCGCCGUCGAAGACACCUCGAGAGGCAGUGGUGUGCAUUGGUCCUUAAGCCUGGGACAUCUUCGCUAUUACGGCACUACCAGAACAACUUCUCGCUCACUUGCUUCUACACCCUCAGGCAACUCGCGUUUCACAUUCACCGAGUUCGUCUUGAUCUUUCUCGGAGCCAUGAUUGGACUAUGGUCCGAGAACGAGACAGUCUCGCUGGAGUCAGCUUUGAGUUUCAUCGAACUUGCCGUAACCAAGUUCGAAGAAACGAUCACGGCCUCAUACGAGGCAAGCAUUGCUCAAGGUAUGCUGAAGGGAUCCUGGAUCCGCAUCCUAAAGGACGCCAUCGGCUUGUGUAAUGACAGGUUACCUGCGAAGCGUGAGGAGAUCCGCAAGCUGGUUCACUUGGGCCUGCGACGCCCGGGCUUUGCCACGAUCAUGCACACGCGCUUCGACCCGACUGUGACACCCCGGUAUCGUCUUUUCGGGCUUGACACGUUAAUGUUUGUCGAAGCCCUACACGAAACAGCUGAUCAGGACAUGUUCCUGGAGAAGUCGAUACAACAGUUUAUGGCUAAGCGGCCACAUGCGCCAGCCCCUGCUGGACCAGUAAAAAACCACUUCCUUCUGCUUGUCGGGGAGCGGGGUGCGGAAUGGGUUGAGUUACUGUUCUACUCCAAGAUAACGCCGCCGGACUUGGAGCGGUCCAAGACUGGAUACGACAAAAUAAAAGAAAUCCGGUCUGACGGCGGACCCGGACUGACCCUCAUCGGAUGGUUUUCUCGAGUGUCCGGUGUCGAAUGCCGACAAUCCGACCUCGCCAAAUGGCAAAUCGUCAACCACAACCAGUUCGACGGUAGACUCGAAGAUCACUUCACGAGCACGUCGCUGCACCUUCGUUUCACGGGUUAUACCAGGGAGAUCGAUUUUGGUGCGCACAACAAGAUCUCUAACGGGAGCUUUGUCGAAGCCGUUGUUUCUGCUUACGACAGCGGUGAUUGGCUUGGCGACGUGAACAUACUGCGUGCGCUCUCAAGUUCCUGGCUUAAAUUCGUCGUGCCUCUAAAUGGCUGCACGGGUGAUGCUGUCGGAAAAGCCCCGGAGCGGGAGCUGGUCACAGUCGAAAACUGGGAAGAGCUCCUGAGCCCUCACCCAAGUUUACCUGGCGUGAUCAAGUGUUAUGGCAAUUGGCAAGCGCGACUAACUGCAGUCUCGAUAUGCGUCCAGCGUGGGUAUCACACUUUCCUCUUCGAUAAUCACGGCUGUUGGCGGUGUGCUUUUGAGCAACUCGACUUUCUUACCCAACAAUGGACACCCCAGGAUCUCGAAACCCCCUCCGAUAGUGAAAAGACGUCAACAGGACCAGAGUCCGAUACCGACGAUGAUAUUGAUGAUGCCGGACUGGACCGUGAGCACGCCGCGAACAAGGCGGAUGACGGUGGAAAUCAUGCCGGGCCGAUCAGCCCUUCUACAGAGCGGCACAUGCCUCUAAGCAACGACGACAAAAGUUGUCACGACGAUGACGAAAGCUCAAGCUCUUCGGACGACGAGGAACCUUGUGGACCAGUGCGGCCUUUCCCGCCACCACCUCCUGGGAUCAGGAAGGUCCACACUAUCUUCAUCCUUUAG